This is a messenger RNA of Sorghum bicolor (sorghum), 1359 nucleotides long. RefSeq names its product HMG-Y-related protein A. Gene Ontology annotation, biological process: nucleosome assembly; chromosome condensation; negative regulation of DNA recombination. The coding region runs from base 121 to 1098 and encodes 325 amino acids. The record is from RefSeq and is a predicted model, not a curated record. Gene Ontology annotation, cellular component: nucleus; nucleosome; nucleolus. The transcript has 2 exons. Lineage: Eukaryota; Viridiplantae; Streptophyta; Magnoliopsida; Poales; Poaceae. Gene Ontology annotation, molecular function: nucleosomal DNA binding; double-stranded DNA binding.
AGCAGCCCCCCUUCUCGCCUCGACUUCUCGUCUUCCCCGUCCGUCGCCUUCACCGACCCAACCAAAAACCCCAAAUCCUCUCUCCAAACCCCAACUCACGCGCAACGAGCCGCCGCAUCCAUGGCCGGCGAAGACGGCGCCGCCCCUCCCCCGCCUCCGCCCCCGCUCCCGUCCUACCCUGAGAUGAUCGUGGAGGCAAUCCGCGCGCUGGGACUCGAGGUCAGCUCCAACAAGACUGCGAUCUCGGACUACAUCAGGGGCAGGUACGGCUCCAGCCUCCCGGCCCAGCACAACGCCUUCCUCACGGGUCACCUCGCCCGCAUGAAGGCCACCGGCGAGCUCGCCUUCCUCAGGAACAACUACCUUGUCCCCGAUGACAAGGUGGAGGAGGAGGAGGAGGAAGCCUCCCCGCUGCCCACCGAUGGGCACAAGGACCCCGCCGCCGCCGCCGCCGAGGACUCUAUCGACAUGUUCGACCCCAAUUCCUUCUUCUUCGACUUCGAGGACGAUGGGCUGCUUGCUCCCCCUAUCGUCAUGGACGCUGACGCCGACGACAUUGCCGUGCCUGAUCCAGCUCCCGUUAUCACUGCUGAUGUCAACCCUGUUCCUACCAAGCGGGGACGCGGACGGCCCCCGAAGCCCAAGGACCCCGUUGCCGAGGGCUCCAGUGGUGAGCCCGCUGCAGCUCCCGUCGUCAGCGCUGAUGCUGCUGCCAUGCCUGUCAAGCGCGGGCGCGGGCGUCCGCCGAAACCCAAGAACCCCGUCGCCGAGGACGCAGCUCCCACUGCGGCUUCCGUCGUCAGCGCUGAUGCCAAUGCUGUGCCUGUGAAGCGUGGGCGCGGACGCCCCCCCAAGCCCAAGGACACCAUCACUGUGGCCACCGACCGGGCCACCAGCGGCAUGCUCAGCCCACGUGGCCGUGGCCGUGGCCGUGGCCGCCCGCCCAAGAAGGCCAAGGUCGCCGUGGAAGAUCCCAGUGGUGAGCCUGCUGCAGCUCCCGGCGUUGCUGCUGAUGCCAGUGCUGUGCCUGUCAAGCGUGGGCGUGGACGGCCCCCCAAGGUGAGGCCUGCAGUGGUUGGGGCGCCGUCUGAGUCUUAAACCACGCACGAUGAAUCUUGUGAUGGUAAUGGUUGCAAGGUUUGGUAGUAGCCUGGCUCAUCAAAUUGAGUUCUGCACUAACUUUUGCAGUUGGUUAAAUAGCGUCGGUUAAAGAGUACUCUCAGUAAUCUAGAUGUGUUUCUGUAGUCUGUACAUCGAAUGGUGGGUGAUGUGUAAUAGUUGACUGCUGCUGAGAGCGAUUUAAUCAGUGCUAUUUUCCUCCUUGUUUCUGCGUGCUAGUUAUGAUGAUGAUAUUUGCAA